AGACCUCCCCUAUAGAAUGAAAAGAUGCCAUCGAGUCUACGCCUCAGCCAUUGUAUUUCGCCGUUGUCUCUAUUCAGUGGUGUGCUGUAACUCAGUAAUUUCGUCGAUUUUAAUAAACGCAGAUUGUAGACAUCCAGCUGAAUUUAUCAAAACCUAGUCUGCACACGGAUUGCAAAGAAGAUAUUUAGAAAAAUAAUAGAUUUUUUUGGGCUCACGCGAUAUUAAAAUUAGCAGCUAGCUUCCUUUAGUUUAUUUCCCCAAAAAACCUUUGUUAUUAAACCAAUAGGCAUUUCUCCACGGAUCCGGUUUCUAUUUAGAUGGCAAGCUUCCCAGGUUCUGUAAAUGAAAAUGAAAUAGGUAAGGCUAAGUUCAUCGGUGAACUUUUAGUGCCUGUUGCUCCCUUUGACCAGAAGUCUGGGCGAGAGACCUGGACUGUAGCCUUUGCACCUGAUGGUUCUUACUUCGCUUGGUCUCAAGGGCAUCGCAUCGUGAGGCUCGUUCCCUGGUCAAAAUGCCUGAAGAAUUUUGGUGGGGAAGGCUCCAACAGAGCAGGCACUCGGCGUUUGUCGCGACAGGACAGCGAGGGUGGAACAGUGGUGCCAGUGGGUGAGCCCAGGGAGCACACCAUCGACUGCGGUGACAUUGUGUGGGGCCUGGCCUUCGGCUCGUCAGUGCCAGAGAAGCAGAGUCGCUGCGUCAACAUCGAGUGGCACCGCUUCAAGUUCGGUCAGGACCAGCUGCUGCUUGCCACGGGCCUCAACAACGGACGCAUCAAGAUCUGGGAUGUCUAUACUGGAAAGCUGUUGCUCAAUCUCAUGGACCAUACAGAUAUAGUGCGAGACCUGACUUUCGCCCCUGACGGCAGCCUCAUGCUGGUAUCGGCAUCCAGAGACAAAACCCUGAGGGUCUGGGACCUGAAAGAUGACGGUAACAUGGUGAAAGUGUUGCGGAGUCAUCAGAACUGGGUCUAUUGCAGCGCAUUCUCACCAGACUCCUCAGUCCUCUGCUCUGUUGGAGCCGGUAAAUCGGUGUUCCUUUGGGAUAUGGAUAAAUAUUCCCUGAUCCGGAAGCUGGAGGGUCACCAUAACGAUGUGGUGUCCUGUGAGUUCUCUCCCGACGGAGCCUUGCUCGCCACCGCCUCCUACGACACCCGUGUCAUCAUCUGGGACCCCCACAUGGGCACUGUGCUGCUUGAGCUAGCGCACCUCUUCCCCCCCCCCUCGCCCAUCUUUGCUGGAGGGGCCAACGAUCGCUGGGUACGCUCUGUAGCGUUCUGUCACGACGGGCGUCACAUUGCCAGCAUCACUGACGACCGAAUGGUGCGUUUCUGGACAAUUGAUGAGACGUCUCCCCAGGCCAUCGCCCCCCUCACUAACGGCCUCUGCUGUGCGUUCUCUACUGACGGGAGUUUCCUAGCAGCUGGGUCUCGAGACGGCAGCGUGCAUUUCUGGGCGUGCCCAAAGAGCAUUGCCAGCCUGCAGCACCUGUGUCGCAUGGCACUACGACGGGUCAUGUCCACCCAGCAGGUGCAGACUCUGCCUAUCCCGCCCCGCAUACGCUCCUACCUGUCUUACCAAGAUCUCUAGCCCUCCACAUUCACCCUCACUGCCCAACACCGCAUGCUGGAAACCAAUUAAUAUUACCUUCCUAGAAAAAACACCCAGGAAAAAUACCAAAAAAAUAACCGAAGAGGAAAAACUUGAUUGACGAACUAACUGUUCUGUGACAAGACACAUUUUUGGGUAUUUAUUUUUGUAGGUUUACUUCCGUGUGUGCGUGCCAUGGCCCCCUCAGGGAGCGUGGUUGAAUGGUUAAGUUAUUUCAGUGGCCUGUCUCUCAGCGUAAGAUGGCCUUACCAUAUGUCACCUCUGGAUAAUUCUACAUUAUUCCUCCAAUAGACUUUUUUGCUGCUGAUCAUUGGCCUGGUGGUGGUGGAAUCAAUAUUGAUGUGCUGUCUCUCAACCUUCUCCGACUUGGAAGCAGAGAAACCAUGCAACUCCACUGACUUUACUGUACGGACUACUAAGGUUGCAAAAUUCUGGGAACUUUCAAUAAAUUCCCUGGUUAUCCCGAAAUCCAGUUUGGAGGAAAUGUGGAAUCCGGAGGGAAUAAGGAGGAAAUCCGGAAUCCUCCAACUCUACUAACGACUGAGUGAGAGGAUGGAGGGUUCGUCCCAACGCUUUCAGUGCUUCAGAGACGGGCAUGAAGGGUCGAGAAGUGUGUAUGGCCACAUGUACAAGUGUGUGUGUGGAAGCCAGGGGAGUCAAACUCAUUUUGCCACAUGGGUCUUCGCCGAGGUCUGCAGGGCUGCAAGUACAAUUGAUUAUAUUUCUUCUGUCAGAAUGUGUUUGUUUUUUUAAAGUCCUCUUUCCAUCGCUUUUGGACUUUUCGAUUCUCCUUGACUGUCUAGCUUUCAUUUCGAUUGCCUUUUAGAAAGCUGGACAGAGUGAGAUUACACCGUUUUGAUUUGGUUUUGGUAAUUUCAAUAUCAAUUGAGAUUGUUUUCCAUUUAAAGCAAAAAAAUAACUAUAAAAGUUAAUUUGAAAAUGGUGUAAGUGAAUGACUGCUGACCUUCUGCUGCAACGGGCUGCUGGAUCCCUCCCUCAGUUUUCUGCUACCCUAGAUCUCCUCAGGUCUUAACCCUUACUCCCUCGCUUGCCCAGGUGCUCAACGUGCUUUCCUUUCCACACAUCCUGCCUCACUCACGCCCAGGAGGGCAAAGACUGCCUGUAGCCUACACUGUCUCAUCUCAGUCUCAAAACAAUAGCAACUCAUGGUCUGACCUGUUUCGUUCUCAUUUUUUACCUGGGGGGAAAAAAAUCUGUAUAGACAAUUGAUUGAUUUUGUGUGUGUGUGUGUGUGUGUGUACUGUGUACAGUGGCUUGUGAAAGUAUUCACCCCCUUGGCAUUUUCCCUAUUUUGUUGCCUUACAACCUUGAAUUAAAAUGUAUUUUUGGAGAUUUAUUAUUUGAUUUACACAACAUGCCUACCACUUUGAAGAUGCUAAAUGUGUUUUAUUGUGAAACACACCAGCAAUAAGACAAACAGAACUUGAGCGUGCAUUACGCCCAAGUGAAUACUUUGUAGAGUCACCUUUUGCUGCAAUUACAGCUGCAUGUCUCUUGGGGUAUGUCUCUAUAAGCUUGGCACAUCUAACCACUGGGAUUUUUGCCCAUUUAAGGCUAAACUGCUCAAGCUCCUUCAAGUUGGAUGGGUUCCACUGGUGUACAGCAAUCUUUUAAGUCAUUCCACAGAUUCUCAAUUAGAUUGAGGUCUGGGCUUUGACAAGGCCAUCCCAAGACAUUUAAAUGUUUCCUCUUAAACCACUGAAGUGUGCUUAAGCCGUAUGCUUAGGGUCAUUGUUCUACUGGAAGGUGAACCUCCGUCCCAGUCUCAAAUCUCUGGAAGACUGAAACUGCUUUCCCUCAAGAAUUCCCCUGUAUUUAGCGCCAUCUGUCAUUCCUUCAAUUCUGACCAGUUUCCCUGCCGAUGGAAAAACAUCCCCACAGCAUGAUGCUGCCACCACCAUGGAUAGGGUUCUCGGGGUAAUGAGAGGUGUUGGGUUUGCGCUAGACAUAGCAUUUUCUUUGGUGGCCAAAAAGUUAAAUUUUAGUCUCAUCUGACCAGAGUUCCUUCUGCCAUUUAUGUUUGGGGAGUCUCCCCAUGCCUUUUGGCGAACACCAAACGUGUUUGCUUAUUUUUUUCUAUUUAAGCAAUGGCUUUUUUUCUGGACACUCUUCCGUAAAGCCCAGCUCGGAGUGUACGGUUUAAAGUGGUCCUAUGGACCGAUACUCCAAUCACCGCUGUGGCGCUUUGCAGGGUAAUCUUUGGUCUCCUUGUUGCAUUUUUGAUUUAAUGCUCUCCUGGCCUGGUUAGUGAGUUUGAGGGCGGCCCUCUCUUGGCAGGUUUGUGGUGGUGCCAUAUUCUUUCCAUAAAAAAAGGAUUUAAUGGUGCUCCGUGGGAUGUUCAAAGUUUCUGAUAUUUUUUUUAUAGCCCAACCCUGAUCUGUACUUCUACACAACUUUGUCCCUGAUCUGUUUGGAGAGCUCCUUGGUCCUCAUGGUGCCAAUUGCUUAGUGGUGUUGCAGACUGGGGCCUUUCAGAACAGGUGUAUGUGUACAUAUGCAUGCAUGCAUGCAUGCAUGCACACACACACACACACCUGUUCUGAAAGGCCCCAGAGUCUGCAACACCACUUAGAUUGCACACAGGUGGACUUUAUUGAACUAAUUGACUUAAGGUAAUUGGUUGCACCAGAUCUUAUUUAGGGGCUUCAUAGCAAAGUGGUUGAAUACAUAUUCACGCACCACUUUCCUGUUUUUAAUUCUUUUGAAUUUUUUGAAGUUUUUUUCAUUUAUUUUUUACUUCACCAAUUUCGAAUAUUUUGUAUGUCCGUUUACAUGACAUCCAAAUAAAAUCAAUUCAAAUUAGUUUGUUAUGCAACAAAAUAGGGAAAAAGCCAAGGGGGAUGAAUACUUUUUGCAAGGCUCUCUAUAUGCAGUACUAGUCAAAAGUUUGGACACCUCAUUCAAGGUGUUUCUUUAUUUUUAAUAUUUUCUACAUUUUAGAAUAAUAGUGAAGACAUCAACUAUGAAAUAACACACAUGGAAUCAUGUAGUAACACAAUAAGUGUUAAACAAAUCAAACUAUAGUUUAUAUUUGAGAUUCUUCAAAUAUAGCUUUGCACAAUUGGCAUUCUCUCAACCAGCUUCACCUAGAAUGCUUUUCCAACAGUCUUGAAGGAGUUCCCACAUGCUGAGCAGUUGUUGGCUGCUUUUCCUUCACUCUGCGGUCCAACUCAUCCCAAACCAUCUCAAUUGGGUUGAGGUUGGGUGAUUGUGGUGGCCAGGUCAUCUGCUGCAGCACUCCAUCACUCUUGGUCAAAUUGCCCUUACACAGCCUGGAGGUGUGUUGGAUCAUUGUCCUGUUGAAAAACAAAUGACAAUCCCACUAAGUGCAUACAAGAUGGGAUGGUGUAUCACUGCAGAAUGCUGUGGUAGCCAUGCUGGUUAAGUGUGCCUUGAAUUCUAAAUAAAUCACUGACAGUGUCAACAGCAAAGCACCACCACACCAUCACACCUCCUCCUCCAUGCUUUAUGGUGGGAACUACAUAUGCGGAGAUCAUCCGUUCACCUACUCUACGUCUCACAAAGACACGGCGGUUGGAACCAUAAAUCUCACAUUUGGACUCAUCAGAUCAAAGGACAGAUUUCCACCAGUCUAAUGUCCAUUGCUCACGUUUCUUGGCCCAAGCAAGUCUCUUCUUAUCAGUGUCCUUUUAGUGGUUUCUUUGCAGCAAUUCGACCAUAAAGGCCUGAUUCACACAGUCUCCUCUGAACAGUUGAUGUUGAUGUGUCUGUUACUUGAACUCGGUGAGGCAUUUAUUUGGGCUGCCAUUUCUGUGGCUGGUAACUCUAAUGAACUUAUCCUCUGCAGCAGAGGUAACUCUGGGUCUUCCUUUCCUGUGGCGGUCCUCAUGAGGGCCAGUUUCAUCAUAGCUCUUGAUGGUUUUUGCUACUGCACUUGAAGAAACUUUCAAGGUUCUUUAAAUUUCCUGGAUUGACUGACCUUCAUGUUUUAAAGUAUUGAUGGACUGUCAUUUCUCUUUGCUUAUUUGAGCUGUUAUUGCCAUAAUAUGGACUUGGUCUUUUACCAAAUAGGGUUGUCUUCUGUAUACCACCCCUACCUUGUCACAACACAACUGAUUGGCUCAAACACAUUAAGAAGGAAAUUCUACAAAUGACCUUUUAACAGCACACCUGUUAAUUGGAAAGGUGAAAACCUCAUGAAGCUGGUGGAGAGAAUGCCAAGAGUGAGCCAAGCUGUUUUCAAGGGUGGAUACUUUGAAGAAUCUCAAAAAACACUUAUUUGGUUGCUACAUGAUUCCAUAUGUGUUAUUUCAUAGUUUUGAUGUCUUCACUAUUAUUGUACAAUGUAGAAAAUAGUACAAAUAAAUUAAAACCCUUGAAUGAGUAGGUGUAUCCAAACGUUUGACUGGCACUGUAUAUAUAUAUAUAUAUAUAUAUAUAUUGUAGUAUGCUUUUUACUUUUGUUUCUUUUUUAUUCUUAUGUUACUGUUGUAAACAUUUUUUCCCUCUACAUUGUUUUCUCUCAUUUUAAUGUGAAGACCUGUAUAUGAAUUAAUGACACAAUCUCUUAUUGUAGAGACCAGGUUGUAUUCUGCUCCUUCAGAAGUGGUAAAACAGAGACUGUGAAUUUAUAGUGUGCCCUAGGACUUACAGAAAAAGCCUUAAAGGCGGUUGCCAUCUGUAUUAAUGACUGUCUGAAACCCAUGUUCAGUACAAACCUCUCUUUUCUCCUGUGCUAUGCUGCACAACUCUAAAGUGGUGAUCCUAAAUGUAAGAAAUAACCUAUAGGGGAGAGCAAUGCAAGAUCAUCUUCUGAAAAUAAGUAAUCUUCACAGUUGCCAUCUGUAGCAUGGGAUCUUUAUUGAUUGUGAUAAGCCUUUGAAACCUUACUGUUAUGCAGGCAUUUGAUAGUAAAUAUUAAACUGGGUAAAAAAAUAUAUAAUUAUUUUCAGACAAUGUUGAGAAGGGCCAAAUGAAAAAGUAUUAAUGUUCUACUUUUUGUAUUUUGUCUAUGUUGACCCAGGUAGUGGAUACAGGCCUGCCGUUAAUCAAUCUUGGCAAUACGUUUUCUAAAGUCAAUGGUGAUGCCAAAGGUCUCUCUUUCUCGUUUUGUUGUCUGUUCUUGUCAGUGACUUUUCUCUCACAUGGCUAAAACUUGAAACUCUUGUGCAUCUGUGAAUUUUAUUUAAUUUAUUCUGAUUUUAUUUCUCCUCUUAGUAAAGCUGUAAGGCUGUUGUCUUCAGUAACCGGUUGAGUUUGUGUGUUUAGUAAAGCCUUUGCUGAUAGAGCUAGAGGAGGUGAAUGAAUCAAAAGCGCUGGGUUCUCACCAGUGUUGGGGAGUAGUAAACUAGAUGUAGCUUCAACUAGUAAUUUAACUACAUUUUGUAGUAGCUCAGCGCUAAUAUAAUUCAAAUCUAGGUAGUGUUUUCACUCGUGAAUAAACUACUACUGGAACUACACACUAUUUUGGAAAAAGAAAAUAUGGAUGUUGUCUAUUUUUUUUCGGCAUCAGACCUGCCUAAUUCUCGCUUCAAAGAAUUGUUUUUAAUAGGCUGUUAACCCCAAAGGGAUCUGUCUUGCAAUUUAUAGUCUUGACAUUUCAGAUUUACAUAUGAUAUGUUUUAUCAAAGUAGUUUGAUGUCGUGAACUACUUUUUCAAAAUAACUAGUUAAGUAAACUAUAUUUUUUUCAAAGGGUGACAUUAGUGUAACUUGUUUCAGUGUGAAGUAAUUGGUAGCUUGGUAAACUAUCUUUUCAGAGUAGUGUCCCCAACACUAGUUCUAUUCCACUUUGGGAACACACUAUUCGACAAGUGUGUUCCCAAAAUGAUUGAAAGGGUUUUGGUAUCCUCCAACCAUUGCAAUGUUAAGGAAGCUCCAAUCAAUGUUGAAUAUAUUGAAAUGAAUGUAGUCUCUUUUUUUUCUGGUCUGUUUCAUGUAAUUUUUGCAUUUAUAGUUUGAAUAAAAUAUAUUUUUGAAAAACAGAAUAA
This is a messenger RNA of Oncorhynchus keta (chum salmon), 7578 nucleotides long. Its product is annotated as WD repeat and SOCS box-containing protein 1-like. Gene Ontology annotation, biological process: intracellular signal transduction. The record is from RefSeq and is a predicted model, not a curated record. Gene Ontology annotation, molecular function: protein binding. Bases 318 to 1586 code for a protein of 422 amino acids. Lineage: Eukaryota; Metazoa; Chordata; Actinopteri; Salmoniformes; Salmonidae. The transcript has 9 exons.